GACUGCAAUAAAAAAAAUCUGCAGCUCUCUCUCUCUCUCCGAGCCGAACGCCCGUCUCUCCUGCCAGUGUGUUGGUAGAGCGAGCGAGAGAGAGAGAGAGAGAGAACGCGACAGGAAAAGAGCAGCCUCUGUGUGCGCGCACAUUCGCUCACGUAUAGUGUGUAUAGUCGACGGUAUGGCAGUGUAGAAGCGAAAGAGAGAGAGGAAAAUAAAAGUACAGACUGCAGAGAGUGCGUACACGAGAUAACGCGCGGCGGGACAGUCUGAUCGCGGAUUCGCGGCGGAGGAGGAAGAGCGAGAGAGACAUACAUAAGGGAGGACGAGUUUGUAUGCGCAGCGGCAGGGAAGAGGUGGACGAGAAGAAGAGCCGAGAGCAGUCGCGCGAGUUUAGUGUAUACACGCACUGUGGCGGCGCCGACGACGACGACGACGACGACGACGAGUGCGAUGAGCCAAGUCGUCUACUGAAGAAGCGCGACGGGCGUUUUCUCGCCGUGGGAGUACGAGGCUUAUAGGCCGCUCUGCCCACUGCAGCCCGAGAGAGGCAAGAAAAAAACAAGUGGAGAAAAGUAGUGCUCUGGCACUCUGCUCGGUGCUCGUGAUAAAUGUAGCUUGGUGCGAGUUGCUCGACAGGGAUGAGUGUUUACGGGGACUUCCAACGGGUCUGGCUGGAUAGGUUCCCUGACAGCGCACUGCCACCUGACUGGGAGGAGGGUGUGCGAGUCAAUUUGGCCAAGCACAAGCUCAAGGUUACCACACUUAGGGAAGAGCUCGAAAAAGAAGAAUUUUAUGUCGAGUACCUUGAGCGACUCUUGGCAGAUGUUGAAAAACACAAAUUAGCUAUUGCAUCUGCAGCCCUAGAAAACAAAAAAUCUGGUGCUGAAUCACCAAGCCAACAAAGUUUUCAUUCACCUGAAACCAGUGUACUAGAUACUACAGCUGAAUCUGAAGAAGCUGAGGAUGUUGCUCCACCCCUGCCUGCCCGAGAAGAUCUAAGUAAAUUACAGGACAAAUGUGUUAAUGAAUUAAGUUCUACUUUGGGCUCAAGUAGGAGACCAAAAAGUGAAAUACCAAGAAGUCCUGAAAAAGUGCCUGAAUGUAGAAGGAAUAGCGACCCAGAUAAUUAUGUGACCGUUAUCCAAGUUACGGGUAACUCCAAAAAAGAUAAAAAUGAAGAAUCUGUGAAGGAAGAAGAUGAGAAAGAUUCUGAGAAAGCUCUUGAAGAUAGCGAAGAUGGUGAUGCAGAAGCAUCAGAGGAAGAACCCUAUUAUGAUUCUGUAGCCCUUGAUCAAACUGGAGAGUAUGUUUACAUCGAACCACAUGCCCCUGCUGUUGGAAAUAAUGGCAGCAAAGUGCAAUUACGAAGGCCACCUUCAUUGCCCGAUUCACCAGGAAAUCAAGGCAAUUAUGUCAACAUUGAUUACUUCCUACAACAUCGAGCAGCAAUGGACAGUGAAGAUGAAGAAAAUUCAGCUCCACCUAUCCUUCUGCGUACCUUAAGCACUGAUAACGAAACUGGUAGCAGUGAUGCUGAACCUUUAAGUUUAAGUGAAGGUAGUUUAGAAUCGCCGACACCAACGACUCCUCGUCGACAAGAUAAAGGCAAGAGUCUGGAAGAUGAUAGAACUUCGAUGGUUAAAUGUAUCAUCAAUUCUGUAGUUGAAAGUGAAGCUAUUUAUGUUGAAUGCCUGGAUGUUAUGAUACAGUACAUGAAGGCCAUCAAUGCCACAGUAAACACAUCACAGCCAGUCAUAUCUCAAGAAGACUUUAAUACUAUGUUUUACAAAAUUCCCGAUUUGCAUAAGUUACAUCAAGAAUUUCUAGAAGAUUUGCGAAAAAAGCUCGACUCUUGGGACAAUAAAACAACAAUCGGCGAACAGUUCAAAGUAAUGGCAAGCAAAAUUAGAGAUUAUGGCGCGUUCCUUCAUAAUUAUGCUCGCGCUACUGAGACAGUGCGCCGUUGUUCAUCGCAAUCCUCGCAGUUUGCGGAGAUCACGAGAGACAUACGACUAAGGGGUUAUCCUAAGGGACCGGGGCUGUCACUUGAGGAUCUCUUGCACAAGCCAGUCGCUCGAGUUCAAAAGAAUGCACUAGUGUUACACGAUUUGUUGAAGCACACACCACAGAGUCACGCGGAUCACGCGCCUCUUUCAGAAGCUUUAGCUAUGACUCGAAAUUUUCUUGAUGAUUUUAACAUUAUUCAAUCAAAGUCUCUAUUUAAGAAUCAUGAUCGGACACAGAGGAGACUUGUAAAGAAUUCAUUUGUUGUGGAGUUAUCCGAUGGUCAUAGGAAAUUAAGGCACUUGUUUCUUUUUAAUGAUGUCAUUUCAUGUGCCAAAUACAAGGCGUCUGGUAAAGAAAAGUAUGGAUUUGAGUUAAAGUGGUUCAUUCCAAUAACUGAAGUCGUAGUUAUGGAAGACGGUAUUGAGCCACGAGAAAAUAGCCCAGCAAACGUAGUAGUACUUAGAUCUCAAGCAUGCACAGUUAGAGACCAAAUUCUGUGGGAAGAAAAGAACGAUGACAAGAGAAUUAGACUAGGUGGUCGUGGUUCAGAAAAGAAUCGAAAAAAGUUAGCUGAGCUAGAAGCGCAGUUGGUUUUAGCUUCCCCGAAUCUGAUUCUCAAAGUGGGACAAAAGAACCAAAAUCGUGUUCAAAAUACUUACACGUUUUUCUUAUCUAGUGAAUUCGAAAGAUCUCAAUGGAUUGAAGCUAUUGAAGCUUUACAACAGGGUGGACAGCCAUCUGCAAAUUUACCGCUCAAUAUGUAUGACUUAAAAGCUUGGAUAGCAGCAUGUCGAACUUACUUACAAACAGACAUGGGUAGUUACUUGUUACGAUCUGGUCGGGACGAAAGUUUAUUAUUGGGAGAUUUACAACUCACCCUGUUAGGGCUCACUCCUCCUGGAUUAGAUCAUCCUGGUGAUCUUUACAUAGUCAUAGAAGUAGAUAGUUAUGGCCACUACUUCAAAAGGGCAAAAAGUCAUAUAGCUAGAGGCCAAGCUCCAACAUGGGGACAAACUUUUGUUGUGGAAUUAGAAGGAAGUCAAAACGUUAGGAUUUUACUCUACGAAGAGUGUGGUUCUCGUGCGGUAUUGAGAGGAAAAUGCGCUCAACGUUUGAGUAGAUCUUGGCUACUCGGAGACCAAGUCAAAAGGAUAUUAAAUUUAGGUCCAGCGAGUCUAGAAGUGUCCCUCAAAUUUAUUCCGAGUGAAGUUACUUUGCGACGAGUACCUUCUGCAAAACCACAAGGACUUUUUGGAGCUAAAAUACAACAAGUUUGCAAGAGAGAAAAACGCGAUGUACCUUUUAUAGUCACGGCGUGCGUGCGUGAAGUCGAAAAACGAGGAAUGGCAGAAGUCGGUCUAUACCGAGUAUCUGGUUCGGCUUCGGAUCUAACAAAAUUACGCAAAUCAUUCGAAAGCAACUCAUAUGAAGCUGAACAGCUGUUAAAAGAGGUCGAUGUUCACUCGGUGACUGGCGUAUUGAAGCUCUACCUGCGUGAGAUGCCUGAGGCUCUAUUCACCGAUGCUCUCUACCCAGCCUUUUUCGACGCCUAUCAAAGUGGCGAGCUCUCGCGGGGCAGUGCCUUACGCCGUGCCUACGAUGGCCUUCCACAGGUCAAUAAGGCUGUCAUCGACUUCCUUUUGUCGCAUCUGAUUCGAGUUAACAAGCAUGAAGAUCAGAACAAGAUGUCCCUGCAUAAUCUCGCUACUGUGUUCGGGCCAACGCUGCUACGUCCGGGGACGAGCAACCGUAACGAUGCCAAGAAUCGCGACCCUCUUGCUGCUGGGACCGUGGAUGUCAUGGCGCAGGCCGGGAUACUCUACUGCUUUUUGCAAUUACAGAUGCAUCAGAACAAUCAAUCGUCACUCUAGUCGACACGCGUAAUAAUUAGCAGUUUUUUAAAACACAAAAAUAUAUAUGCGUAUUUCGAGCAACGAUUAUCGAAUACUGGAUUCGGGCGUGCAACCCUACGUCCCAACCCUACGCCGACUUUAGACUGGUUCGGAUCUUUGCUUGAACCAUAUUUUUGUUGAACCAAUGAGCUUAAGUGAGUUUUUUGUUUCGUUUUAGAAAUACGUGAUUAGUGAUGAUUUGAUUUCGUAAAUCAAUAAGUCCUUAUUGGAUUUUUAAUUUUUUUACUGAUUCGUAUAUUUGAUUUUAAUGCAAAUCUUCUUGAUUCUUGAUGACGAUACUCUGAAUGACUGAGAAUGUAUGAAAUAAUAUUGUGGUAUUUGAAUGCUAUUUCUAUCCAAUUAUAAAUAAAGUGAAAAAAUUAAAAUGUUUAGAUGUACGCUUUAAGCUUGGCAUGCGUUUGUUUUUCGAUUUUAAACAAAUAUUAACAGUUAUUUAAAAAAUACUGUAUUUAUAGUAUAUUUUUCGCAUCCUUCGGUAGGAUUUUAUUAUUAUUAUUUUUUUUUCUGUAAAAGAAACAUCUAUAAAUGCAUAAUAAUUCAUUAAUCACUUUGAUAAAACUAACAUUGUUAGCAAAAAUAUGGCUCGUGCAAAUAAAAAAUAGAAAGUCUAUUUUAAGCGACAGAGGGUGUCCGAGUUUUACCCCUUUCACUUCUCGAAAUCCGAGAAGAUAUCUGCGGAUUUUUGUAUAAUGUGUAUUUUCUUAUAGCCUGUGCAGACAAUUUUUAGCAGCUUGACCCGAAUUAUACAAAUCGUAAACGGAUUGCUCAAUGAGUAUGAUAUUGCGUGGACGAAAUUCGCACUCAUUCACAAAGUGAUAUAUUUUAUACUUCGCGAUUGUAUACCGUCUAUAUUUAGGAAAACUAAUAAAAAAUACAUUCGGAAAAUUAAGCUUUUUAUACAAGAAAUGAAAUACUUAUAAAAGUAAUUUGAAAGGAAGAAUCGCGCGAACUUGUUCCUACGGAAAAGCCGACAGAUCCUCUUCGCGUAUUAUUCUUUUGACAGUCAUGUAAUGUAGGGAAUCGAUUUUGAUCAUGUUUCCUUAUAAGUUUAAAAAUUUGAAUGACGUUCCUUAAAAUUAACGGGAUAAUCAUGGGUUCUUAUAAAAACAUGAAAGAUAGAUUGAAAAAAUGAGCUUUUCAAUAAUUCAAAGUAAUUUUUUAAUCUUUCUUUAAACGCCAACUCGCCAAAAUACACAGAAUCAAUUUUCAAUGGGAUUGUUCCGUUAAUUUGUAAUAUUUAAAAUCGUCCAUUCCGUUUGUCUGCGGAGCAUCUGAUUCUUUCUGAAACAUUAAUAACUUGUUUUAAAUGACUUCCUGCUUCUCUAAGUCGCUUGUAAAUGUCAGCAGAUGCGUGAAUUUACCAAGGCAAUGUGAGUUCUGGUCACUCGAUUAAUCGGCGAUUGAACAGGGCAUUCGGAAACAGUCGCGGGCAUUUUUCGUUUAUUAAAAAUUCAUCAAAUUAUGUAUACGUUUUAAGAAGAUUUUAAAAGAAAUGCAUAAGUAAGAGCAUUAAGGCCAAUAAUAAAAACUCACUAAUGAAUUAAAAACAAAUUUUAUUGUGCUAACGUUGGCAUAAAAGCUCUAUCAAAGAAAAAAAAUACAAGAAAAAUAUUCAGACUAAUGAAAAAGUGCCUGCUUUAACGUAAUGAAAGAUGCUCAUGCCUGUUAUAAAGAUAACCGCGACGCCAAAGAGAAAGCUGAUCUCUGCCCUUUGUGCGCACAUCGCAGGGAAUCACGCUAACUUCCUUCGGAGGAAACAUUUGGCAGUACAAAUUAUUAGCUAUUUUGACUAUGCCCUGAGUCGAGGGCAAAAUGAAAAAUUGUGUAAUGAGAAAUCCAUUGGUUUAUGAAAAAAAAUAAAUAUAAUCAAGGACUUGAUCUGGAAAUUAUUCCAUUGAUGUUUUGCAACCUAAACAUGUAUUGACUUGGGAAUUGAAAUGAUUUUUGAAAAUUAUAUGAUCCGAUCUGAAGAGAAUUUCAGAUACUCUGACGGCCGUCAGAUUACCUUUUGUCAAAUGUGACUAAAGAUUGUGCAAGACAUUUUGAUUAAAGUUAAUACAUGGAUAGUUUGUGAAAUAUUCGAAUGCACGCGUAUGUGAGAAUUGUAUGUUGAAUGUAUGUGAGUGCGCAAUGAUCCGCCUGUAAUAUGUAUUAUAUCGUACGUGCGAUACGAAGUAUUUCUUUUAGUUCUGCAGUAUGAUGUGCGUUUUUUCUGUAAUGCGUGCCGAAAACGUUUCGUGUAAUUAAGAUUCGAUGCUCGUGCACCUUCAUUCACGUAAAUGUAUUAUUGAAUUACAAUUGCAAGAAGAAUAUAGAAAUUAUGUGCAAGACCAUGUUGCGAAACAAAAAAAAAGGUCGUUAUUCUUCAUUUCAUUAUAUAGCUAAAGUGGUAUAAGGCAAUGCUGUCCCUCUUUUUUGUACAUUACUAUAUACGGCAUGUAAAGUUGAUCGAUCGCUAUUACUAUAUCUUAUUAUUAGAUUAUAUUAUAGAUAUAUAUUGUAAUAUUAAUUAUUAUUACGCGAAAUUAAAAUGGAAGUAUUUGUUAUUGAGCACGCGAAAGAGGGAGAAAAUCGAAAGCUAGCUUACAUACGCUGAUGUUUGCAAAAAGAAUGAUGAUGACGAUUAUGGCAUACAUGUAUACUUUUGUCAAAAGAAGGGUGUGAGAAAAAAGAAAAACGUUUUAGAACACUAAAUACACGGACGGUUUAUAAACUUUUACACAUACCUAGUAACGCUCUUUGCAUUUUUGCAUAUUUUCCGCCCGUGAACUUUUUUGUACUUUUCUAAAAAUACAUCGUAUGUUCGUCAGUUAA
Nasonia vitripennis (jewel wasp) is the source of this 6731-nucleotide messenger RNA. It is a transcript of the gene RhoGAP1A, whose product is annotated as active breakpoint cluster region-related protein. The transcript has 13 exons. The record is from RefSeq and is a predicted model, not a curated record. Gene Ontology annotation, molecular function: guanyl-nucleotide exchange factor activity; GTPase activator activity. NCBI's taxonomy places the organism in Eukaryota, Metazoa, Arthropoda, Insecta, Hymenoptera, Pteromalidae. Gene Ontology annotation, biological process: intracellular signal transduction; positive regulation of GTPase activity. Bases 636 to 3875 code for a protein of 1079 amino acids. Gene Ontology annotation, cellular component: membrane.